This is a messenger RNA of Ipomoea triloba (trilobed morning glory), 438 nucleotides long. RefSeq lists its product as uncharacterized. The record is from RefSeq and is a predicted model, not a curated record. The transcript has a single exon. Lineage: Eukaryota; Viridiplantae; Streptophyta; Magnoliopsida; Solanales; Convolvulaceae. Bases 1 to 438 code for a protein of 145 amino acids.
AUGUCUAUUUCUAUGUCAGGUGCUUUUGCAGAUGAUUCUUUCCUUGAUGAUCCUACAUCAUACAGGCAAUUGGUUGGCUCUUUGAUGUAUAUGCUGGUUACUCGUCCUGGCCUUUCGUUUGCUGUGAAUCGUCUAUGUCAGUUUAUGCACAGUCCUACUCAUCAACACUUGGCUGCUUUGAAACGGGUUUUGUGUUAUGUUAAGGGGUCUUUACACCUUGGUUUGCGUCUGCCUGGCUCGAUGACUACUACUAUUCAUGCCUUUUCUGAUUCCGAUUGGGCUGGCUGUCAAGUUGACAGGAGGUUUAAGGCUGGUUUUGCCAUUUUCAUUGGAUCUAGUCUUGUUUCCUGGGUAUCUAGGAAGCAACUCACCAUUGCGCGUUCUUUUACUGAGGUUGAAUACAGGGCUUUGGCUGAUGUAGCAGCGGAGGUUGUCUAG